This is a messenger RNA of Scomber scombrus (Atlantic mackerel), 8495 nucleotides long. Its product is annotated as CUGBP Elav-like family member 2. The record is from RefSeq and is a predicted model, not a curated record. Gene Ontology annotation, molecular function: mRNA 3'-UTR binding. Gene Ontology annotation, cellular component: ribonucleoprotein complex; cytoplasm; nucleus. NCBI's taxonomy places the organism in Eukaryota, Metazoa, Chordata, Actinopteri, Scombriformes, Scombridae. Bases 3095 to 4645 code for a protein of 516 amino acids. Gene Ontology annotation, biological process: regulation of alternative mRNA splicing, via spliceosome; mRNA splice site recognition. The transcript is spliced from 14 exons.
AAUAACAAAGGUUAUUUAGUGUACAAGAUGUCACUUUGAGAUUCAGGAAAUUAUGAUUGAGACUUUUUAGUAUCUGCAACACCUGCAGACCAAAAAAUUACUAAUUGAUUGAGAAAAUACUCAACAGAUUAAGUAAAAUGAAAGUAGUUGUAACUGCUGAUUAUGAUCUCAAAAAUUGUGGAAAGUUUGCGAACAUUUGCAUUGUGAUUUGUUUUAUGUUUCACAUCCCUUUUUUAAAUAAAAUGUUUUAACAGAUAUCGCAUCUGUUGGACUUGAAGACAGCGAGGUCAUGGAUUAGAUCUCACCCCAGCUGUAUUUGAUUGAUUUAUCUGUCUGAUUGUUGACAGUGAGAGUGACUAUCAGGGCUUAAGCAUGAUCCUCUAGCAGCCAGCACCAUUGGGGUGCUGUAUCAGUAAGCUAAGCGUCCCGGUGAUCCUUUUUGUGGCAGUCGGGAGCUGUUGAUCUGUUGCGAGGUGUAAGAUCUUGGCACCGGGUCUGGAGCUGCUCGGGACAGCUGUUCUGUUCUGUUCCCCACGCUGAGAGGGCGGUCCUGGUGGUGGGAGAGUGCCAUGCAGCCAGAUGUUGAAGAUCAACAGUAGGAGGGCUCUGAUCUGGCCUGUCACCUGUCUCUCUCUGUCUCUCUCUUGCUGCUAGCUUGGCACUUCAAUAAUUAGAAGACUGGCUGGCUGUCCCUGGACUUACGUGCGGCCUCUAUCUCCAGUGUGGGGUGGUGUGAUCGAAGGUUGAACAAAUUCUACUGCAAGCUUUGCAAACAAAAGAUAUUGUGGGACAGGGUUACAUAAGACCAGAUGCACCCACCAUGCACAUAAUUGUCAGAAUUGUGUGGCUUCUCAGUUAACAAAAUCUACACUGAAGGGCCGUGUUGAAGGCUCAAAAAUAAAACUGAUCUUGUGAUUUAUGAAAACAGAAUAGCAAUUAGCACGUUUUGAAGAUAUUACACCGUUCAGGGUCAUGCAGCGACUUGUGUGACCUAGAAGUCAGUGUCCGCAGUCCACGUGAAGUGGAAUCAGCUGUGUGGUUGAAAAAGCACUUCUUGAGUGGACGAGUCAAGAGUAGCGGUAAUGGAUUGGAUUGAGGGGAUGUAACAACAAGUGAACCUCUCUUUUGGAUUGAUGCCGUUGUGCAGCUGAAAGCCUCUGUGCUCAGUUAUAGACUGUCUCUGAAAUCACUCAAUAUUUACUAUAGUCCAUUAUAUUUACUGUUAGCCAUUUAUGUGGGUGUCUGAAUUGAUUGAAAUGUUUUUUUUAAUGCAGUAUUGGUCCUCAACAAUACCAUGAAAGUAAUGUGCAUGAUGUGUUCAGUACUAACAGACCCACAAUGCAGUCCAUCUAUUACUGGUGUAAAAUGUGUGAAAUCUCUAUUUCACACCUUUUUAGUAUAGGGUUUACUAUAGAGUGUCUAUAAUGUAGGGUGUAAGGAAAGAGGAAGUAAUUUUGCACAAAGUACUAGAAAAAGGAAAUAUUGCAUGUUUUCUAAAGGAGAGUUUUGUAUUAGUUAAAAUGUUCUGUUCCUAUUACAGGUUAGGAUAAUGGAUGACUGACUAAGUCCGAGCAGUAAGCACACUCUGUCAGAGUAAUCAAGUGUAAUUGCUGCUUUUAGUGAGCUAUUUGUCUCUUCAUUUGAGAUGCAUUGGUAAGGCUGCUGCCGGUUUCUCCACCUGAAGAUUUACAUUCAUGCUCCAUCUCAGCGUGACAGGGCUGUGAACAGAGUUUAUUUGGUUUUGAUAUGUAAGCAUUUGGUUCACACUAGCUUUACUUUAGCAACGUCAUCCAUAAUCGCCAGGGACGCUGGGUGUGAUUAUGGAGCUAAUGGGGCGGACCUUGUCAUCAGAUGCUGUCCGUCUGUUAACAUGCGGCCCCGUUCAGAGGCUGAUUGAACAUGUCUGUCUUCAUCAAGGGAAAUGCAGCAAUGAAAUCAGGCCAUAUUGAGCUGAAUUGGAACUAAUGCCAGUAGGAAAAUAUCUUAACUCCCCAUCAGAACCACAAUGUGCUGAUUAUGGUCGACCACUUGGUAUGGAAAUCAAAUAACGAGAGUGCGCCUGUUUUCAGCCUGAAGCGACAUCCAUCCUUGAUCAUAAUUUGUUGGUUUUUUUUGCGUGUUUUUUGUUCAAAUCGGAGCACUUCCUGCUUCUGUUUUCUGUGGCUAGUUUUGAAGAGUCGCACCUUUUGAGCCUGUCAGGAGCAGAGAUAAUAGAUGGAGGUUAAAGAGAGGCUACGUGUUCUUCUUGACAGCUGUCGAAGAUAUUACAAAGGCAUUAGAGGCGUUCUGUGUCUUGUUGAAUCAGCUUAUGAGGCCCUUUGGUUUCCUGAAAGAAAAGACAACUCGUGAUUUUCUUUUUUUCUUUUUUUUUUUGAGGGAAUCACUAGCAAACAGCUGUUUCACUUAAACGAUUUUCCUCUUUUUGCAGAAGCAUUACGUGUGUUCAUGUGAACUUUGGCCCUCCUUUUUUUAGAUCCACAAUAAAGCAUGACAACAGUGGUGUGUUGUCAGUUUCCAAAACAGCCAGAGGGGCAAAAGAGCAACUUUUUAGUCCGUUACUCACAACAGGAAGAGACUCAGUCAGCCUUAUGUGUAACAUUGACCUAAAAAAAAAAAGGAUUUGCUUGAUUAGUAUUUUAAUUAAAAUAACAUUGCGGUAGGUUAAUUGACAUUACAAGCUCUAAAUGACACUGAUAAAUAAAAACUACUAUAAGUAUACAUUGAUAUCAUGCAUUUUUAAUAACGUAGCAGGAUUAUAAGUUGCAAGAUUUGUUUCCUCGUCAGCAGGGUUGACGAAACUCAACAUCAUGUGACAUGUGUUGCUGCCGUGACCCCUGUUGGUAGGAAGAGUAACGUCCAAACACACAACGCUGAGCUUUCAAAAAAUCAUGUGUAUUACCAGGCAAAUUGUCCCGGCUGUCUAUUACGGGCACGGCAAAGGUGUUGCUGGCAUACUUGCGCGGUCAGAGCUCACCAACAGGACGGGACACAUGGUCCAGAUAAAUCACCAGUUUUUAUGGGCGGCGCAGCAUGCAACUGUCGCAGCUCUGGCUCUAAAUGACUUGUCAGCUGCUGCAGGGCGUCUUGGAGCGUGAUGAGCCGCCACAUCAUGGAGGCAUGUUUGUGGAGGGGGCUCAGCAAAAGAUUUCAUCAUCACUACUGUCACUACUGGAGCAACGGAAACGGCAGCAAGAUGAAUGGGUCGCUGGAACACCUGGACCAGCCAGACCCAGACUCCAUCAAAAUGUUUGUGGGACAGGUCCCGCGUGCCUGGUCAGAAACAGAACUCAAAGAGCUUUUUGAGCCUUUCGGAGCCGUGCAUCAGAUCAACAUCCUCCGCGAUCGCACCCAGAAUCCCCCUCAGAGCAAAGGAUGCUGUUUUGUAACUUUUUAUACAAGAAAAGCUGCACUGGAGGCCCAGAAUGCACUGCACAACAUAAAGACCUUAAGUGGGAUGCAUCAUCCUAUCCAGAUGAAACCCGCUGACAGUGAGAAAACAAGUGCGGUAGAAGACAGAAAACUCUUCAUCGGUAUGGUCUCAAAGAAAUACGGCGAGAAUGAGGUCAGAAUGAUGUUCUCGUCUUUCGGACAGAUCGAAGAAUGCCGAAUUCUCCGGGGGCCAGAUGGUCAGAGCAGAGGCUGUGCGUUUGUCACAUUUGCUACCAGGGCAAUGGCACAGAAUGCAAUCAAAACCAUGCAUCACUCUCAGACUAUGGAGGGCUGUUCCUCACCUUUAGUGGCGAAGUUUGCUGACACACAGAGAGAUAAGGAGCAGCGGCGCCUGCAGCAGCAGCUAGUACAGCAGAUUCAGCAGCUCAACAGCGCCUCUACCUGGGGAAACCUGGCCGGCCUGGGGACCCUCACACCACAGUACCUGGCUUUGCUCCAGCAGGCGACAUCCACCAGUAACCAGAGCAGUUUCAAUGGUAUUCAGAGGCUAGGAGGUGUGAAUCCUCUCCAGCUGCAGAACCUGGCCACGUUAGCCGCCGCCGCUGCCGCAGCCCAGAGUUCUGCCAGCCCGACCUCCGCCCUGUCUGCAAACAGCGGAGCCCUGGGGGCUCUGGGAAGUCCAGCCGGUUCAACAGCAGGGUCCAGUGCCAUGAGCACUUUGGCAUCUCUGGGCACCCUGCAGGGUCUCACUGCGAACUCGAUGGGCCUCAACAGCCUCAACGCUCUCACCAGCAGCGUCAGUGGUAUGGGGGCCAUGAAUGGAGGUCUUGGAGCCUCCAUGGCUAAUGGGUCAGCAGCCAGUUCCAUGGACGCUCUGACCCAGGCCUACUCAGGGAUGCAGCAGUACACAGCCUCCGCCCUGCCCUCCCUCUAUGGUCAGUCUCUCCUGCAGCAGAGCAUGGCAGGCAGCCAGAAGGAAGUAGGGCCAGAGGGGGCCAACCUGUUCAUCUACCACCUGCCCCAGGAGUUUGGGGACCAGGAUCUUCUGCAGAUGUUCAUGCCUUUUGGAAACGUGGUCUCUGCCAAAGUCUUCAUCGACAAACAGACCAAUCUGAGCAAGUGCUUUGGGUUCGUCAGCUAUGACAAUCCUGUGUCUGCGCAAGCUGCCAUCCAGGCCAUGAACGGUUUCCAGAUCGGAAUGAAGAGGCUGAAGGUUCAGCUUAAGCGCUCCAAGAACGACAGCAAACCCUACUGAUCCUAGCCCCGGGGCCUCCCCCCCUCCCCAGCUCUAAUGCUAGCACUGCUAGGAACAAAUCUCCAUGCCUGUUUGCUCAUCAUUAGCCUAGCAUGUCUUCAUGAUGUUGAAAGCCAAGCCAAACUCCUGGCCUCAUCAUCCCACCAUUGUCUGUGAUGUCUCUCUAAGCUCGCCUGACCAAUACCUGGCCACCCACUGACCCUUGACCUUAGCUCAACCUGAUUUUUCUGCAUGUACGUUCAUUUGUUGUUUUUUUUUUUGUUCUUUCUGUAUAGAAAUGUGACAGGUGGGAGAGAGGUCAAGCAAAUUAAUGUGAAAACGUACCUACGUUGAAUUCAUUUAAGAGACCUUUUUUUUGGUUGUUUUUUGCAAUUGUUUUUUCUCCUUGCGAAUGUUUUAAAAAAACCUGUGGGAUUUCUUAUUUUAAAUUUUUUGCUCUUUUUUUCAUGUUGCUUUCUUUUUACCUCUCUCAGUAAAGUUCACUUGAAAGUUGAAUACAGGGAUCGGCACACAGCUGUGCUAUUUGGUGCCAUUAGCAAUAUGUUGGCUUCUUAAAAAAAAAAAAAAAACAUGCUUACAGACCACUUUCCAACACUUUUGAAAGUCUGACCAGUAAAACCCCUCAGUGUUCUGUAAUGAUCUCUACAUUUUGCAGGCAGUGUGAAGAUUUUCACCUAGGCUAUUUAAAACUUUUUUGUUGUGUUCAUUUACAAAAAUAUCCAGUGUAUUUACCUUUUUUUGAACUAUUGAUGGCACAAUAAAAGGUACAUUUGCUCUGUUUAGAGAAAUGACUACCUACAUGAGUCAACUUUUUUAGAACUGAUUCACAAAUAGACAAUCUGUGGUUUAAAUGCACACUUAGAUUACCUAUAUUUUAUACCAUUGAAUCUAUAGAAGUUUAACUAACAGAACCCAGGCAAAACUUUGGGUUUUUUGUAGAUUAUGUUGUAAUGUCAUCUGUGUCGGGGGGGGUCUUCAGUGUAUUGCAUUUUUAAAGAGGACUAAAAAUCAGUUUGAUCAGUGUGACCUUUUGAGGGUCAUUUCUUGAAAAUUGAAAACACACUUUAAGUCAAAUUUCUCUACAUUAAUUGUGAUUUCAAGUUCUGGGGGGGAAAAAAUACUAUCAAAAUUCUUUUUUCUUUUUUUUUUUUUAAGGGUCACAUUUUGAGUAUGUAGGCAAUUUUUUUUUCCUAUGUUAAAGAUAAAAAGUUAAAUUUAAUGUUUAACUUCCAUGGUACGUCUUGUUGAAUUUCUGUGAAUUUCUCAUUAAUAAUUUAAUUAAUGGAUGUUUCACUUUUGUUUGGUUUGGAUGCCUCAUGUUAAAAGUUAAUUAUUUACAAUGUCUGUUAAUCAUACAGAUGCCAGACAAUGUCUUCUUUUGUUUUAUUGUUAAAGUGCCCAUGUGUCAAACUCAGUGUUUUGGAUUUACACAGCAUUCUUUCCUGUAAUAUUACCUACUUUUAUGUACACACACACACACACACACACACACACACACACACACACACACACACACACACAGCGACACACAACACUUUUCUGUGGUUGCAAAUAAUGUGGGAGCCCCUGAAGAAGAGAUCACUUGGACACAACACACAAUCCGUGGGUCUCUGCACAUUUUAUAUACGCUCACACACAACGCUUCUUUUUUCUUUCUUUUUUUUGCUAAUUAUUCUUUUAAGUGACUUCCUGUCGCACACGAUGCACAGCACAUUACUACUAUUAAAUCCACCACAAUAGUGUUGGUUUACAAAUACAUUCCAUUUUUUCAGCACAAAGUUUACACUUUUUUUAUCAGGGUGGUAUUUUGUCUAUUGUACUUCGAGUUGUUGAGACAGCCCUGGUAAAAUAACCACUUCACCAACCCCCCUCUCACCUCCCCCCAAAGAAGGGUUCCCGUAAAACCGCGUACCUGAUGGCGCUAUUGAGUUGUCGACUCAGGGUUUUUUUUUUUGUGUGUGAGAAUCUAGAUCACACGAGAUUACAACACAAAAAAAUGCACAAUUUUCACCAUUUGACCUUUUUCAGUUUGGAUUUUUUUUCUUCCUUUUUCUUUCAAAAUGCAUUAAUAUAUAUCCCAAAAAAAAGACAGAACGCUACCAAAUUUGAAACAGCGCUGGAAGAAGUGUUGUAGUUUUUUUUUUUUUGUAAGGAAAACGUUAAGCACAAUUGUGGGAGCUAAUCACUUUUGCAGAAUGUUGUGUGUGUGAUUAUAUUCCAGGAUUUUCAAGGUUCCACCAGUUUCACUUUUUAAUAUGGGCAUGUGCUUUUUACAGUGUGUUUUUUCUAUCCAAAUGCAAUACAAUAUUCAAAGUGCCAUAUACGUCUAGAAACUGCCUACACAUCCUUAUUAGGCCUUGGUUAGAGAUUGCUGCAGUUCGCCUUUUUUGUCUAUUUACGCCAGUGUCAUGAUAAAGCUCUUUGUCACCUGCUCAUGUCCCUUCCCUUCUCCUACCCCCCCUCCCCUCCCCUCACCCCAUCCUCUACCUACUCUGUGUGUUGAGUUAUUGGUAAAUGUGUAUUGUGAUGUACUCAAUUUGAACAGUUGGUUUAAAAAAAAUGUAGAUAAAACAAUAAACUUCCCUAUACAUUUGAAGGUUAAACCUCUUUCUUAGUGAGUGUGAACACAUGUACUGUAACACUUUGUGAUAGGAACCACAAUGUGCAGGACAAACGAUCGAUCUGGUGUUUUUAGGGAAUCUGUAUUCAGUUUAAUAAAGUCGAGAACAAGCUAAAACUUUAGUUAAAAAACAAAACAAAAAAAAGGCGACUCGGGUGCCAUUAAGUGAUAAAACUGUGUCAAACACUGAAAUGAUUGCAGGUCUGUGGUGAAGUGUUACUGUGAAUGAAUAAAAUAAAAAAGCACAAUGUACAACCCACAGCGGUCCCAAUAGAAACUUGACUCACUUCAGGGGCUUCCAUCACAAAUCCCAUUCAGCUCUAACAAUCACCUUCUCUCUUCUGUUGUUUUUUCAUAUUCUGAAGUGCUAUUUUAUUUUUUUGACAGUGUGGUUAGCUUUGCAUCUCUAGAUAUUGUCUUGAACUAAAAGAAAAGAAGAAAAAAAUAAUCUUUUCCUGUGUUAUUUUCUUGUCUGAUAAUCGGUAGGACUUUGUUCAUGUUCCACCAAUAAUUUAAUAGAUGUUUUGUCUUGUCUUGAUGAAAGCCAAAGUGGGUGCAUCUUGAUGUGAUCUGUAUACAUACAGUAGUUUUUCUGUUCAGUCAGUAUCAAUUUUUUGAAACUGGGUGGGAUUUGAACAAGUAAAAAAGAAAAAAAAAAGACAUACACAGGCUUUCCAAUUUCUACAACUGGUUGUUCAUAUGUAUUUUGUACCAGUGAAGCUUUUUAUAUUGGAAAUUAAAGGAAAAAAAUCUAUAUUGGAAAAAAAAUUGUCUGGCCUCUCAAUGUGGCCUCCCCUUGACCAGGUCUUGAGUUUGGCCUCUUGGUGGUGUCAAGCAAUUUUUUUUUUUCUUUUUAAGUUUUGUCUCUAAAAGAUGCCAGAUUUUGACUUUACGUGGAUAUCUACGUGUUCCUCACUUCGUUAAUCAGUUUCAGUUUCGGGGGGGUUGGGAUCCUCUAAUCGUGGUAAGUUUCAUGUUAGUAUUUGUGCUGUCCACAUAGUUUAAUGGUCAUCAGGAUUUCAACAACUUGUGUGGAAAAUUGUCUUAGUUGAAGAGUUAACUAUCUGUUUAGUUUGAGCCUUGCUUUUUACCUGUGUAGAGUUUUCUGUUUUUUCCCAUUGCGAAGUGUGUAGCCGAAAGACUCUGUGUUCUUUUUUGGUCAAUGUUUGUUCAUGUGUGGUGUGUUUCUUUGCCUCUGUCUCCAAAUUAAACCAUUUCCCCUAAUCUGAA